This is a messenger RNA of Centropristis striata (black sea bass), 1198 nucleotides long. It is a transcript of the gene nat9, whose product is annotated as N-acetyltransferase 9 (GCN5-related, putative). Lineage: Eukaryota; Metazoa; Chordata; Actinopteri; Perciformes; Serranidae. The transcript is spliced from 6 exons. Gene Ontology annotation, molecular function: N-acetyltransferase activity. The record is from RefSeq and is a predicted model, not a curated record. The coding region runs from base 105 to 740 and encodes 211 amino acids. Gene Ontology annotation, biological process: protein acetylation.
GCAGUUGGAGCCACCGGAAGUGAUUGAGCGUUGACAUCAUGGACGUGUAGCUGAGUUUUGAGUUAAUUUUGCUCAUAUCGGUGAUUAAAUCUGUUUCUAACAUCAUGAAGAUAAACGAGAACACUUUGCUGGAGGGACACAGAGUCGUGUUGGUUCCCUACAACGCGGAGCACGUGCCCAGGUAUCAUGAGUGGAUGAAGUCUCCUGAGCUGCAGCAGCUGACCGCCUCGGAGCCGCUGACUCUGGAGCAGGAGUACGACAUGCAGCAGAGCUGGAGAGAAGACGAUGACAAGUGCACGUUCAUCAUCUUGGACAAGCAGCGCUGGGCGGACAGCAGCUCACACGAGGAGCAGUGCAUGGUGGGAGAUGUCAACAUCUUCCUCACUGACCCCACAGACCCUUCUCUGGCGGAGCUGGAGAUCAUGAUUGCAGAGUCCAGUCACCGAGGCAAGGGCAUCGGGAAAGAGGUGACACGAAUGAUGAUGAGCUACGGAGUCACCAGACUUGGGAUCAAAAAGUUUGAAGUGAAAAUUGGGCUGGGGAAUGAAGUCAGCAUCGCCAUGUUCAAGAAACUCCACUUCCACGAGUUGUCGGUGUGUAAAGUUUUCAAAGAGAUGACCCUGGAGAUGACGGUGGACGAGUCGGUGCGGACGAAGCUGCUGCACGACACGUCCGACAUGAAGGAGCGAGACUACAGACAGACCUGCAGCAACAGACACGAGCUGCAGUCGCAAGUCUGAAAGAUCCCAGCUGCUUUAAACUCUUUGGACAUUUACACACAUCUGCAGAGGUGGGAAGUUACGGUCCUAAGUAUUUAAAUUUUGGGAUAGAAGUCAGCAUUUCCACUGCUACAUUUCAAAGGAAAUUUUUUGCACCUUUUUAAGUUAAUACAUGUAUUAAUACAGCUGGACACUGUAUACAUUUUGAUUUGUUGAUGUUGUGUACACAAGAAAUGCCCAGACGUGUAGUAGAAUAGAAGAAUUUCUGAGUUGUGAGCUUAAUUCACAAACUCAACCAGACUGUCCAAUUUACUUUCUACAUGAGAUCAAUUUCUCGUAUUUUAUAUCGUGUAACUCCAAAAUACAAAGUGUUCAGGAACCCUUAAAAGAAAAAGCCUUGUUGUCCUUAAUGGUAUCCCUUCACACAUUCACACAUUUUACUGCUAAUACUGUUAAUAUUUUAUGUUGAGUAAAAGAAU